Molecule: messenger RNA, 9313 nt
Organism: Osmia bicornis bicornis
Lineage: Eukaryota; Metazoa; Arthropoda; Insecta; Hymenoptera; Megachilidae
Product: nuclear pore complex protein Nup153
Exons: 5
Coding region: 182-4825 (1547 amino acids)
Biological process (GO): RNA export from nucleus; protein import into nucleus
Cellular component (GO): nuclear pore
Molecular function (GO): structural constituent of nuclear pore
Source: RefSeq, a predicted model, not a curated record
AGGCGCGACGAGCGCACAUUCGAGAGAAACCUGGCGCCCUGGUGGCGGUCUUUGGGGCGGCCAUAUUUUCUCUCGUGAAUUUCAGUCACGAAGGUGGUGGUUCGUUAAUAAUUUUUGGGAUGCGCCGUUUGAAGACGUUCUCGCGUGUUUUAUACUCUUAAAUAAGUGAACAGUGCCAAUCAUGGCUAAGAGGAGUAACAAUUUGACUGGAAGACGAUCAUCGUCGCAUAAUACGAAACCCUACGACGCAAACAAUUCUUUUGUAAAAAAGGUGGCAACAAAGGUAACUGAUCUUAUACCGCAAAAAUCAUGGAUCAGUAAAUGGUUUAACUCGUCUCAAAGCGAUGGAGAUGUAUUAAAUAAUUCUGAGAACCCUGAAGAGGUUGAGUCAGAAGAAGAUAUCCAGAAGCCUCCGCCUUUGAAGCGACCGUGUAUUCGCAUGGAUGUUACUCACCCACCUGGUACCUUUUCCAUUCAACCAAGGACUAAAUCUACGGUUAAUAAAGCCAGCCCAUCUAAAUGUUCGAUAAACGAUGAAAUGUCCGAAGACUUCUGUAAACCUGCAAUGGCUGGACCAAGCGGGAUGAGUCAUCUGGUAUCUUCUACACCUGCAACACAUACGGAUAUUAGAAGUAUAGCUCCGCAGAGGUCUCAGUUGAAUUCGCUAGUUACUACUACAAAUAAUGGGAUUACAAGCGGUAUGGAUGACAAUUCUGAAUCCAGUGAGAGUACCAGCGGUUGUAGCUCUCUUAUUCCACAAACAAAUAGACAAGAGGCUCCAUCAAAUGUCUCUUACAACUCCCCGUUUAACACUAGAAAAAGAUUUCACGAUGAGAAAUUAAGUUUCACUAACCGUAUGCAGUCUCCGAGGUCUUUAUUUUUAGAUAACAGUUCUCGAGAUUCUUUAAGUAGUCGUAGACCAAGUUUUAAUGCAUCAAUCGUGACAAAUUCGUCGGACCAUUCGUCUCCCUUGUCGUCUCCUUUUUACAGUGGAAAUACCACUUUCGGUGGGGCAAAUGCAGCCGGUCUUUAUAAACGAGGCCGCUCUUUGUUUAAUAAUUCAAGUGAAAUUCAACUUAAAGUUCCUAAAAGAACAAGCGUUGAAGUGAAACCAUCUAACGCAACAGGGGUUGAUUCGUCUGGUAUGAGUCAAACUGCUAAAAAGAUAUUGGAAACACUAGAACACUUUUCGUCGCCGAUAACUGACGCUAAAAAGAUUCCAUUGAAAAUCAAUAAUACCUCGUUAAUAAAUAAAAAGAGGACAAGAGAAGAGAUUAGUACAUCAUCAUCAACUAGAGUUGGAUUGCGUCAUCUAACUCGUGAAUUAACUGUACCAACUGUGCCAGAUAUAUUAAAAUUAAGGCAGCGUAAAAAAUUACAAGAUACUACAGCUGCAGCUAGAAAAAUUAUUUCCGCUCGAAGCGAACCGCCGCCCCUUCAAGAAUAUCAUCUCAGAACUACAGCUGAUAAUGAAUCGAAGCAUCAUGGUAAACUGAAGGGUAAAGCAUCAAAUCUUGAUCAGGAAGAAACAGUUCAGCCAGUCAAUUUACCAAACAUACCUUUGCCAAUAUCUUCUUUACCAAGUUUCAACUUUAUACCGCCUACUAAUACAAAGAUAAUUCAUAAAACGAAUACAAGUAAAGAAGAAACUUUCACAUUUGCAAGUCCUAUAAAAGUAACAAACGUAACAAAAAAUUUGAAAUCUAUCAAUAACUUUACAUUUAGCAGCCCUAUCAGUGCUGAUAAACAAUCAGUUGAUAAAUCCAACGAUUCGACUAUGAUAAAAGGUGAUGUUAAAUCUAGUACAGUUCUUGGUGAGUUGGCAUCUAGUGUAACACAGAAUUUUAUAUGGUCAGGUUCGUCUACAGCUCCUAGACCAAAAGAGAAAGUGAAAAAUAGCGGCGGCACUGUUCCUAUUGUUUCGAAUGAACUAAAAUCUGGGAGCGUUAUGGGUAUCUUCGGUUCUAAGCCUAAUAAAUCUGAAUUUGAGAAAUCAAAUGAAACAAAGACAUCGUUAGAUUCAAAGAAAAAUUCAAUCGCUAAUGAAACAAAUGUUGCAAGUAAAGAUGAUACAAAAAUUACAAAUUCAAACUCUGAUGCACAACAAGAAACUUCAACUUUGUGGGAAUGUUCCGAGUGUUUAUUUAAAAAUAACAGUACAGAAGUACACUGUUUUGCUUGUAAGGCUAAUAAAUUGAAUGUUAAAAAGAAAACCGUUGAAUCAACAACAUCAAAUAUCAGUGAGACAAAAACUACAACGAACGAUCAUUUUGGAGCUGAGUUUAAACUUUCAAGUAAUCAGUGGGAAUGCACAUCGUGUUUUGUACGAAACAAAGAAAUUGAUACUAAAUGCGUUGCAUGUGGUACAAGUAAACCAGGAACAAAACAGGAAGCUAAUGCAACAAAAUUAGUAAAAUCUGACCAUAAUGAUGUAAAGUCCUUGGAAAAAUCUUGGGAAUGUUCGAAAUGUAAAUUUAAAAAUUCUGAAAAUUUAAUUAAAUGUUCCUCUUGCAAUAUACAAAAAGAUGCAAAUAUUACUAAUAAUACGGGUACAGUUGCAAACAAAAAUGCUGGUACGGAAUUGUUUGGUAAUUCAAGUCUGACCAAAAAUGAUACUACGAGCAGCUUUAAGCCAAACAAAGAUACCUGGGAAUGUCCUUGUUGCAUGGUUAGAAAUGCUACGUCUGUUGAUUCUUGUCCGUGUUGCAAUACAAGUAAGCCUUGCACUGGAAUUCCAGCCAAAACUGUUCCACUAUUACUUGUAAACGGAUUUGGAGAUAAAUUUAAAAAGCCUGAAGGUGCAUGGAACUGUGAUACUUGUAUGUUACAGAACGAGGCAAAAGUUACAGAAUGCGUAGCUUGUGGUGGAUCGAAACCGGGUAUAAAGAAAUUUGAUAAUUCACAACCGAAUACUACUUGCAGUUUACUGUUUAAUUUUAGUAUGCCUUCAAAUGCUGGUGGUUUUAAAUUUGGUAUAGAUAAAGCUGAUCAAGAAAAGACUGACCAUGUUGCGCCUACUAAUGGUUUUAAAUUUGGUGGUAACCAACAGAAUAAUCAAGUUGGUCAAUUUACAUUUGGCAUUCAAAAGGAAGAGAAGAAAAUUACUAAUGAAACAUUGAAAAUUGAAAACAGUGCCUCGUCGACUUCGGGAAGCGGAUUUGGAUUUCAAAUUAAUACAAGUAAUAAUGACAAGACUGAUGCAAAACAGAAUUCAGAAGAAGCUGAAAAAAGGCCAGCACCAUCGUUUUCGUUUGAUGUUGGAAAAAGUGAAAGUGGAUCAACAGCGAGUGAUAAACAAUCAUUGAAUGUUCCAACUUCUACAACACUUCCAUCGACGUUUACAUUUGGUGUAGCCAAACCUAAAAUUAAAAAAGAAUCAGAUUCAAAAGAUGAGAAACAGAGUGCUUUAGGUGAAAAUACCGUCGUAACAGAGGUUUCGAAAUCAAACAUAGAAACUACACAAUCCCCUGUUGUUAUUAGCACCACCGCAUUACCUUCGUUAAGUCAAACUAGUGCAAAAGAAGUUAAACCAACCAAUUCUUUUUCAUUUGGAGUACCAAGUAGCACAGUUACAGUUAAUAGCAGUUCCUCUACAAAUGUAGUAUCAAGUCUUCCAUCUUCUACUCAAUCAUCUUUUACGUUUCUUGAAACAAAACCAACUGUGCAAACAACAUCAGCACCAACCUUUGGUCAAAUAUCAACACCAGCUUCGACUUUACCUAGUACAUUUGCAUUUGGAGAAAAUAAAACAACAGAGAGUUCGUCAGUAGCAAAAACUUUUAAUGCAUUGACACCUGUUACUUCUGGAAAUUCAUUGUUCUCAAGUAUUUCCAGUGCUCCAUCAUUGUUUAGUACUAACGGUACAAAGAACGUAUCAACGUUUGGUACAGAAGAGAAUAAGCAAUCUGCAUUUGGUAUGGGUACAAAUAAACUAUCUACCUUUGCUGUACCAGAAAAUAAAGUACCAACGUUUGGUAGUACUGAAAAUAAACCUUCAAUUUUUGGAUCAACCGAUACAAAAAUGCCUGUGUUUGGAAGUACAGAUAAAACGGCUUCUCCGUUUAAUCCAACACCUCAAGCGUCAACUGGAACACCUUUUGGUGUGCAAUCAGGAACACCAAAUCUUUUUGGAUCAUCUGUUACUCCUGUUUUCAGUAACCAAACACCUUCAACGUUUACUACCGAAUCUACACCCAAUAUAUUUGGAUCUUCCUCGAAGCCGGGUCAAAGUAAUUCGUCAACUUCAAAUUUAUUUACAUUUGGUGGUACUGCUAAUCAACCAGUAGCCCAACAAGGAACUGGAUUCAAUUUCUCUACGAAUACUAAUCCUGCUGAAUCGACUCAGAAACCGUUAUUUACAUUUGGUAGUACUGCAACUGUCCCACAAAGUGGCGGUAAUUUAUUUGGAAAUACAUUCAAUAAUGCUGCAUCAACAAGUAGUUCGGGAUUUACAUUCAAUGCACCUAAACCGGAAACGCCAGCAUUUGGCCAACCUACCACUGCAACUCCAAUUUUUGGCACACCACAGGCUGCUGCUCAAAAUCAACCAUCGUCAUCAUUUGCAUCUACCGCUGCAAACACUGGAUUCAAUUUUGGAUCUACAGCAGCCCCUGCUUCUUCAGGAGGUUUCAACUUCGGUGGAAUGGCACCUGCUUCUGCACCAUCUACAGGAUUUAAUUUUAAUCCUCCUAAUAACACACCAACGUUUGAUCCCAAUACCCCACCAUCAUAUAACUUUACUGGCGGAAAUGCGCCUGCAACAUUCAGUGGUACACCUACUGUGACGCAACGGAAAAUCAAGAAGGCUUUUAGAAGAAUGCGGUAGAGGAAAAAGUAACGUAUCAUCCUAGUUGCACAUUUCCCGGAUGUAUUUUUAGUUUUGUUUUAUGAAGCCGUGUAUGUGAAUAUGUCUUUUAUGCUAAAAGUUACAGUAUGAUAAACAGUGAAGAUAUCAUAUACCGAUCGAUCACAUUAACGUGGUGGUAUACCAAGCAUUUUAUGUAAUAUACUAAUUUGCCAAUGGGGUAUGCUUGCGUACAACCACUUGUGUUCUACUGGAUCUGUAAAUUAUAAAUUAUUUAAAUUAUAUAAUAAUAACGAAUGACACAUUAAUAUUGGCAUGAAGCCACUUUUGCAAAUAAGACAGAUCAUAAUGCCAUUUGCAUUACUAAUACCUUAUGCCCAAACAAGACAUUAUAUACGUUUACUGAUAUGACAAGUUCAUUUCAUGAAAUGAGAGUACCUCGAUGAAAAAGAAGCACUUAAUGAAGCACUAUAAAAGUGCAAAUUAUUGAGGAUGACAAGUGGGAAUAUAUCCCUCAGGUAAGUAUAAGUCAUUCAUAACUCGUGACGAUGUCUUUGUAAUUGAAGAAAAGAUGUACUAUCAAGAUACAAGGAUUACAAGUUAUUAUUUUUUUUGUAAAAAACAAAAUGCCACAGGAAAUUGAAAUAAUAUUACAUUGUGGACCGUAUAUAAACUUUGUUAUUGUUACCUGGCUAGUUAUUUUUAAUAAGUUUAGAAUACACGAUUUUACAGAGCGAGGUACAGAAAUUUGAUGGAGCUUAAUGUGAAGUGAAUGACGAUAUAGUUGAUAAAAUUGUUUUAUUCAUUUUUUCUAUAAACUUCGCCACGAGUAUUGUGAAUUGACUGAAUAUCAGUGAAAUCCCACUGCGUAUAGACAUUAAUUAUAUUUUAAUUAGCAUUUUAUGGACCGUUCUACAAUCUUUGUAGUACUAGUCCAAAGAAAAUGUAUCAUAAAAAAAAAAAAAAAUGGCAUUCGGAUAGUACAAACUCACGAUUACUGAACAAUUGCAUCGAGUAGUCGAAAUUGUAUAUUUUUUUUAUAUAUUGAAUGAAACUAAUCCUAUAAUACUGAAUGCCAUUUUAAUAGAAUUAAAUUAUAGUAAUGUUGCGUGUUUUACUUUAGUAUGAAUGAAAAACGAAUCAAGGAAUACCUUGAGUGAAUAUAAAUUAUUACGGGACUUCUAAAGAGUUACCUUUUUCUUUUCAUUUGUUACUAAAUCAAACGUACUUUUAUAUGCAAUAUCUGUUAUCAGCUGUGUACAUUGUUAUUACUUCUGCAAUAUAAAUUAUAAAAACGUAUCACUCUGUAUUAUAAAAAAAAGAAAAAACUCCAAGUAUGAACUUUUCAAACAAAUAAUUUGUAUAUCAAAUUCUUUUCUUUUCAAGAAUUACAGUUAUUAUUUUUUUAAAAUAUUUUUAUAUUUUAUUAUUGACGGAAUUAUAAAUUUUUUACAAUGUGUGCAAUUUUACCUAGAGUGAUAUUAGUUUCAAUAUUUGUAGGUAUAGUAAAACUGUUUUCGAGACACUAAGGACCUGUAAAACAGAAUAUUCUUUUUAGAAGUCCCUAAUUGCAGAAAGUAGUUAGUUGACGUGUUAAUGAUUAAUGAAUUAAUAUGAAAUCGUGCACGUCCUAUUUAAGACUAGGAUAGUUAUAUCUAUAAUGUUGGCUUAAAAUUGACAGUAGCCAAGAAUAACUCGGCACAAGACCCACCUUCUGCCAUAAUAGAUACAUAGGUACAAAACAACUGUUACAUAUUGUUACUUUGUAUGUUGUAUAAUAUUUACAUUUGUAGUUUUUAAGACAUUUUUAGUUUUGCUGCGUACAUAUUAAGAAAACAAGGAUAACGAAAGAUAAUACCUUGAUUUCAUUGUGGAUAAUUUACAAAUUACAUAUUUUACAAAUACCCUUCGUAGCUGUUACUUAUCUGCUAUGCUACAAUAAUAUUGCUAGGUAUGUAAACAAAUGUAUCAACAUAGUUAAAUUGAUUUUUGUUUUUAUAUCAUUAAAAUUAUAUCUAUCAAUAAAAAUCAUAAGAAGCAGUUCGAUGACAGAAAUUAAUGAGUUCAGACUUACAGUACCUUUUAAUAUAUUUGUUGUGUAAAGGAAACAAAAAGAGAGCUCUUGUCUACGAAGGGUUCUUCCGUAUAUAGUUGUAUUGUGUAAUUUAAGAAAUGAUAGAUUUGUAUAAUAAUUACCAGCAGAAGCACUAACCAAUGAUAAAGUGAGGCUGCGCUGAGAUAUGUCUAUGCUGCUGUCUUGCACUGUGAACAUUCUCUGUCGAGGCUGUGUCGUCCAUUUGUCUAUCCCCUAGACAAAUUUCCAAAUUAAUAAAUAUAUCAAAUGCUGACCUAAAGGGGCAGUACCUUUGUAUUAAAUCUCGUAUAUGGCCUUAAAAUCACAUAACGAGCGUAUGAUAUAGAUGUAUUAACGAUUGUAAAACAAAUCAUAUUGGAAUUGUUUUGUAGCAGUUUGUACUCUCCAUUGCAAUAUGUUUGCAUAAACACUUGAAGAGCACUACAUUGAAAUCGUUCAACAAUAGACCUGUAACAUUUCAUAACUUGUAAAAUAUUUACUCUUUUAUAAGUGACAUUUGUUGUAACAAGCGUUAAAUACCCAUUUAAAUAUUCAUUUUUAUUACAACUUGACCAUACAUGUAUUUCAAUUAAAUUAUUCCAAAAAUGAGAAAAUAGCAAUCAACACAGGAAAAAUAGUUUAUUGAUAAAAAUGACAAUUAUUAAUGGUUCUUUAAUUGCUAUAUUUUUUUUAUUUGACUAGAAGAAACAAAGGAAAAUUCUGAAUACCCUAACUUCAUACUAAUAAUAUAAUCUAGAAAAUUUUUUAAUUUUAAUGUACAAUACUUCUACAAGUUAUGAAAUGUAAAAUAAAAUGAGUCAGAUGUUCAGAGGCCUUAUUAUAAUCUUAGUCCAUGAAAAUUAUGCAUUGUACUGAAUUUACACGAAUAUCUGUAAUGAUUAUAUUGAGGAUAUAUUAAUCAAUGAUCUAACGUUCAAAAAAGAGAGAGAGUUUGUUAUAAAAUAAGUCCAAUGACUGACUGUAAUUAAAUACAAUGUACAUGGGAGAAUGUUCACUGUAUGCUUCAGGUGCUAUGGGGAUGUUAUAACAUUCUCAUGACAUGGUAUAAUGUUAGAUAAUAUUGUAAAAAAUUAUCGGUGUUUCUCAAUCGAUAAAAUCACUUCUAAUUCGGUAAUCAUUAAUCGCACAAAUGAAGUAUGAAAAAUGCAAACAAUUCACUCUUUUUUUUUUCAAAUGAACUCAGGAAAAAAUUUUUAAUUAUGAGUGUUUUAUUUUACACUAAGCAUAGUAACACAUAGUUUAUUGAAACAUACAUACAUACAUACAUAGUAAUAAAAAAGAGAUUAUAAUAAAAAUACCCGUGUAUAUUACAUAUAACAGAAAUAACAUCUAUUUGCAAAACAAGUGUAUAAAUAUGUAAUUAUAAUUAAUAAAACCUCGAUAGCCUCAUAUCGUAUAAUUUAUUGUAUUAAAUGUGACAUGUUGCUUUAAUGCAUAACAUUUGUGAUUAUGACGAAGGCUAUUGAGAACUCGCGUUGAGAAACACCGUGAACAGGAUACAUUCACGUUAACAUUAUUACCAAUAUUAUUCUUAAAUGCUAUCCUCCGCUGUACUCAUAAUAAUUAUAUUAUACAAUAUUAAGAUACAUGAAAAAUAUCAAUCGAAAAAAAAAACAAUGUUUAAUUUGGAUUUACAAUUUUUAUUUUGUAGCUAGUAAAAAUAACGAUUUUAGAAGGGCAUUUAGAUAUUAAUGCGAAUCAAGAAGUUUAAUUAUAUAUCAUACCAACUAAUCACACUUACAGCUUAAUUCUUUUUUAGUAAAUGAUUUUAAAAAAAGGUAUGAGAAGAAAUAUGUGCACAGGUACUUUGUAAAAAGCUUCUUGAUUCGCAUUAAAAAAAAAAAGUAAUUUGAAAAGAAACGUUUAGAAUUCAGUCGCAGUCUCGAAUUCUUUGAUGAAAUGUAUCUGUUUCGUGAUUAGAUUUCAUGUUGCUUUUUAUUUCUGUAAGUAUUAAGCUCACUCCUUAACAGUUCCUUAAAGAAAUAUACAAAGUAAGAAAUCCAUAUUAUAACUUACUGUAGUAUUCGUGGUUUUAUCAUCCUGAACAAUAUAUAUAUAUAUAUAUACUCGUUCUAUGUGUUUUUCAGUGAAAAUAUUUUAUUUUAAGCACAGUAAAGUAACUAAUUUUUUUCAUAAUGUUUUGAACGAAAAUAGAGUGGGCAAAAUAUAAGUGAUGGAAAAUUGAAAUUUUAUUCCACAUAAAAUAGCUUAGUGAUUAUUGUUUAAAAAUUCUAAUUCUAUGUAUAUAAAUAUAUAUAUAUUAAUUCAAAGUUCUAAGGAUCACAUCGUCUACUACAUAUUCAGUUUUUGCUUACAAGAGCUAAUACAAUGAUAUAACGUAAUUCAUUUUUUCUUAUGUUGUACAACUGUAUGAGGAGCUAUGCAGAAAAUAAAAAUUAUUUACGAUUAAGAUA